This is a messenger RNA of Cryphonectria parasitica EP155, 1077 nucleotides long. RefSeq lists its product as uncharacterized. Bases 1 to 1077 code for a protein of 358 amino acids. The record is from RefSeq and is a predicted model, not a curated record. NCBI's taxonomy places the organism in Eukaryota, Fungi, Ascomycota, Sordariomycetes, Diaporthales, Cryphonectriaceae. The transcript is spliced from 3 exons.
AUGACUUCGAGAGUAGAAGCACCAGCCGAUGGCCGGGAGGAUAAGGCCCGGGGAGUCGGGAGAAGACUUCUAUCCAGGAUGAGGACUGUUCUGAAGAGGACCGAGACCUCUAAACGACAGUCGACACGACCUCUGGUUGAAGGUUCUCACCCCGCUCCCUCGACCUCAGGAGCUACCCCAUCGACAGAGCCGACCGCACCGGCAACGACAAGACAAUCACCACAAGCAACAAAGGAGACCACACUUCAUCAUGCGGACAAGCCGCUUUCAAAGUUCCAGGGGGAGAAAGUACCUCGAGUCCAGAUCUAUGGCGACCGUAUUCAGCAAUUUUCAGAACGUUGUGGGCUUGAAGUGGACCCCAAUGCUUGGUAUCAUAUGGAAGGACAUGUCUUGCGCAUCAACAGGCCGGUCCGCAUGCGUGUCCACCGGCAGUGCCAUCAAUGCGGUGGCGACGUCGGUGCGAAAGGGCUCUGCGGAAAGUGCAACCACUCCUUCUGCCACCAGUGCACGCGUUAUCCGCCGAAGCGGUCCGAGGACGAGAAGGUGGCCAGCCGGGAGAAGAAGGCUUACAUUGUCAAGGACCGGGAGGUUAAUGCCAUGAUCGUUCCGGACUGGGAUGCCGACACGAGAAAGAAGACGGUCGUCUUGAGGCGAUCCCCGCCGAGCGGACAGCAGGAGUUGGUCCAUAAGAAAGUCCGACAGAGGGUUAGAAGGGUGUGCUGCCAGUGCCAGGAUGACAACGGAGCCGAGGUCUUGUUCCAUGGCGGCCAGCGUCAAUGCCCCAAGUGCGAUCAUGUACGGUGUACUGAUUGCCCUCGAGAUCCUCCCAAGAAGGAUAAGUACCCCUACGGCUACCCUGGCGACGAGUUCGGUGUGAAGUCCAUUCCACACCACAGUUGCCACGUGUGCCGCACCAAAUUCGAGCCCGGUGUAGAAAAUGGAACGCCUUGCGCGGCGUGCUCGCACGAGAAGUGCGAUAAGUGCGACAGGCUGAUGCCACAAAAGGUCGAGCCGGAGCCGGAUGCCGAGGUCCUCAGAAGGGUCCAAGCCAAACUGGAGACUCUGAGUCUCCACUAG